AUGGCAUCUAGCCCUCUCUCCCUCCGGCAGCGGCAGAUCGCUUCAAUUGAGCAUAUUUUAAAUCUGAACCAUGAAAUUCCUCCUCAAAACGAGCUUCAGGGGGAGUCUGCUGCAGGCAAAAACGGUCUCAUACCUCGGGCUGCCCCCCUACUGAAUGAGGAUGGCGACCCAGUGUGGAAGAUACUUGUCUUUGAUAAUCUUGGACGCGAUGUCAUUAGCAGUGUUCUUCGUGUUAAUGACCUUCGAAGCUGGGGAGUUACAAUCCAUCUUAAUCUAAACUCACGGCGCUACCCUAUUCCAGAUGUGCCGGUUAUAUACUUGGUUGAGCCAACUAUUGAAAACAUCAAAAUGAUCACCUCCGAUCUAUCUAAAGGCCUCUACUCCCCCGCAUACGUGAACUUCCUCUCCUCCGUUCCCCGACCUAUUCUCGAAGACUUUGCUGCAGAAAUUGCCGCUACUGGAACAGCAGACAAGGUCGCCCAGAUUUAUGAUCAGUAUUUAAAUUUUACCGUUGCAGAACCGGAGCUAUUCAGCUUAGGCAUGGGGAAGGAUACAUACUGGAAAAUCAACAGCGCUACAACCAAGGAUGAAGAGCUGGAUGUUGUUGUGGACAGAAUCGUCAGCGGUCUGUUCAGUGUCAGUGUCACAAUGGGAUCGAUACCCAUUAUCAGAUGUCCAAAGGGUGGUGCCGCCGAGCUUAUAGCUGCAAAACUUGAUCGCAAGCUUCGAGAUCAUAUAUUAAAUUCGAAAGACAACUUAUUUUCCGGUGGCUCUCAACGACAGGGUACUGCAUUACCCUCUAGCCGGCCUGUUCUGAUAAUAGUUGAUCGAAAUGUUGACCUUGUCCCAAUGCUUUCUCACUCGUGGACGUACCAAUCGCUCAUUCACGAUGUUUUGAAGAUGCAUCUGAACCGCAUAACAGUACAGUCGCCUAUCGACGAGUCCGAUCUAAGUAAAGGCAUGACGACUAAAUCUUAUGAUCUGAAUGUGAAUGACUUCUUCUGGAAUCGAAAUGCAGGGGUGCCUUUUCCACAGGUUGCGGAAGAUAUUGAUGCAGAAUUGACCCGAUAUAAAGACGAUGCAAACGAGAUCACGAAGAAGACGGGGGCAUCGUCCAUUGAGGACCUCAAUAUUGAUGCGGGUGCGUCUGCCCAGCACCUGAAGACUGCUAUUACACUUCUACCCGAACUACGCGAGCGGAAAGCACUUCUUGAUAUGCAUAUGAAUAUCGCCACGGCCUUGCUCAAAGGGAUCAAAGACCGCCAACUCGAUAACUUCUUUCAGCUUGAAGAAAACAUCAACAAGCAAAACAAAACGCAGAUGCUGGAGAUAAUAUCAGAUCCCGAGAGAGGAAAGAACCCAGUCGAUAAAUUAAGGUUAUUUAUCAUCUGGUUCUUGAGCACGGAGUCAGAUCUGUCUCGUGCUGAACUCAACCGUUUUGAAGAAGCGUUGAAACAGGCUGGUUGCACUGAUAUCAGCCCCAUAGCGUACGUGAAACGCGUACGGGAGAUCACUAGAAUGACGAUGAUGUCAACAUCGACAUCAACCGCACCUCAGCAGCCCUCCUCCGACCUUUUCCGUGGCUUUUCCUCUCUCUCCAACCGGCUGACGGACCGCAUUACAGCUGGCGCCUUAGGCGCGAACUUUGACUCACUUAUUUCAGGUGUCAAGAACUUCCUUCCAGCCAACAAAGAUCUUACCAUUACGAAGAUUACUGAAUCGAUCAUGGACCCAUCAGCGGCCUCCAGCUCAACCAUUGCACUCACAGAGAACUACCUAUACUUUGACCCACGGAGCGCCAAUGCUCGUGGCGCCAUGCCUCCUUCAAUUGCAUCCACUCGCAACGCCCAGUCUGGUGGAUCUGCAACAAGCGGAACAAAUGCCACAUUCGGCCAAAGACGCCAGGCGUUCAAUGAAGGUAUCGUUUUCACUGUCGGCGGCGGCAGCAUGGACGAGUAUGGUAAUUUGCAGGACUGGGUACAUCGGACCGGCGGCGGACAGGCCGGUGCGGGAAUCUCGGUCGGAGGAAGCGGAACGAACGCUGGUGCAGGCGGCACGGCCCAUUCUUCUGCCCUUGGUUCGGGCAGAAGAGUAGUGUAUGGCAGUACCGAAUUGUUGAAUGCGGAUGACUUUUUGACAGAAGCUCUGGGGAAACUCGGACACGAGAGUUGA
This is a messenger RNA of Trichophyton benhamiae CBS 112371, 2172 nucleotides long. RefSeq lists its product as uncharacterized. The transcript has 4 exons. Gene Ontology annotation, biological process: endoplasmic reticulum to Golgi vesicle-mediated transport; intracellular protein transport. The record is from RefSeq and is a predicted model, not a curated record. NCBI's taxonomy places the organism in Eukaryota, Fungi, Ascomycota, Eurotiomycetes, Onygenales, Arthrodermataceae. Gene Ontology annotation, cellular component: Golgi membrane; cytosol. Gene Ontology annotation, molecular function: syntaxin binding. Bases 1 to 2172 code for a protein of 723 amino acids.